AUGCUUGCGGCCCACGUAAUGAGGAACUUUGGAACACCAUUCAUGCUUGCUGAGCGUGCUUUGAAACUUCACGGUAUUCUCACUCGCAUAUCAAGGGCACAUGAAGCACCAUUUGUAGAACAAGCUGGUUUUCGCAAGUGUUCAGCUGCGUGGAUCCUAUCAGUGGGUGAUGAAGUAAUUGUAUUGGAACGUGAGAUGUAUAAAAGUAUGGGAGAUUCCUCUCGAACCUUCGUUUCGCGGACGACGUUGUUCUUUGCUCGAAAAAUGCCAGAAGGAGAUGCCGAAAGAAUUCACGAAGAACGCCUUUUGCGAGGAUCAGGAAAUAGUAUUAGAAGGCUCAAUCGCGGAGUCUCCUUUGGGCGCUCGAUGGACAUGGGAACUCUGGAAGAAGAACUAAACUGGAGGCGAGGAUUAGCUUGGGCAGCUUUCCAUGAAGAAGGCCACAGAGAUGAACUGGGGGGCCCACAGCUCUGA
This is a messenger RNA of Strongylus vulgaris, 474 nucleotides long. The record is from the annotation of a GenBank genome assembly. Lineage: Eukaryota; Metazoa; Nematoda; Chromadorea; Rhabditida; Strongylidae.